This is a messenger RNA of Linum trigynum, 1386 nucleotides long. NCBI's taxonomy places the organism in Eukaryota, Viridiplantae, Streptophyta, Magnoliopsida, Malpighiales, Linaceae. The record is from the annotation of a GenBank genome assembly.
AUGCAGAUGUCUGCCUGCACCAAUCUCUGUUCCCUGCAAAAUUCAUCAUCGUCAUUCCAUGGAAAUGGAAUCGUUCUUCCAUUGUCUUUCUCCAUGGGUCGGCGCCGGUUUUUGUCAUCGAUUUGUAUUCGAUCUUCAUAUUCAACGAGAGAAGACGACUAUGCUUCCCUGCCCAUUUCAGUCGACAUUGCCAGAGAUGGAGUCCAAGGCUUAGUUGAAGGAGCAACGCCCGACAUGAUGAAAAGGCGGAUGCUACUCGCAAGUAUUUCAGUACUUCUAUGUUGCGAUCCUCCAAGAUACAUGUCAGCAAAAGCAUUGGGGGAUCCUUCGAUGACGCUCGAACAAGUAACUCCUCCUGUUAUUGGCCCUGGAACACUCUUUCCUACAGAGGAAAGAGUUGUCAGGCUGUUUGAAGGCAAUACAUACUCGGUUGUCAAUAUCUUUGAUGUUACUUUGCGCCCACAACUAAAAAUGACUGGUGUUGUUGAGAUUCCCGAAGGAAACGGUUCUGGUGUUAUCUGGGACAGUCAGGGGCAUGUUGUCACAAAUUACCAUGUGAUAGGUAAUUCACUUUCAAGAAAUCCAAGUCCUGGUCAAGUUGUUGCAAGAGUAAAUAUUCUGACAUCAGAGGGGAUUCAGAAGAAUUUUGAGGGAAGGCUGAUUGGUGCCGACCGUGCUAAGGACCUUGCUGUAUUGCAGGUAGAAGCACCUGAAGAUCUAUUGAAACCGACAAAGCUGGGGGAAUCUUCUUCUGUGAGGGUUGGACAACAAUGCCUAGCAAUUGGAAAUCCUUUUGGUUUCGACCAUACACUCACCGUUGGAGUUAUUAGCGGGCUUAAUCGAGAUAUUUUUAGCCAAACAGGUGUGACGAUUAGUGGUGGAAUUCAAACAGAUGCUGCUAUCAACCCAGGGAAUAGUGGUGGCCCUUUGUUGGAUUCCAAAGGAAACUUGAUUGGGAUUAAUACAGCAAUAUUUACUCAGACAGGGACAUCAGCUGGAGUAGGGUUUGCCAUUCCAUCUUCAACCGUGGCCAAGAUUGUACCCCAGUUAAUUAAAUUCGGUAAAGCUGUUCGAGCUGGUUUGAAUGUGGACAUUGCUCCUGAUCCAGUUGCAAGUCAACUCACUGUUCGUAAUGGUGCCCUAAUUUUGCAGGUUCCCACAAAUAGUCUUGCUGCCAAGGCUGGCCUACUUCCAACCACAAGGGGGUUCGCUGGGAACAUAGUUUUAGGCGACAUCAUUGUUGCAGUGGACAAUAAACCGGUGAAAAGCAAAACAGAGUUGGACAGAGUAUUGGAUGAUUACAAUGUCGGGGACGAAGUACUGUUGAAGAUUCAGAGAAGUGGGGAGAACUUGGAACUACCUGUGACUCUAGAGCAAAGAAGUUGA